CUCAUCGUUGUAGCAAUGAUGAAAAUCAAGCAUGCUAUCUUCUUGUGCUUAUGUGCAAUGCUACUAAUCUCUAUUGUGGCAAUUGAGCCUUAUGAACACGAGAAUCAAUUUGGUGAAAUAGAGAAACCAAUGAGAAACAUUGAUGGAGUUGUAAUACGUUUAACCAAUGGUGAAGGCCGUGGCAGAAACGAGCCACUCUUUCCCGAUUGCGAGAAAGACGGCGGCAGUGAAGGUGGAAAUUGUGGCGGACAUGAGGUCGAGGAGGGCAUCACUGAAAACGCCAUUCCUAUUCCUAACGGUGUAAGUCAAAGUCGUUGGUGGACACGCAAAGCACCAGUGGAGAAAAUUCCUGUGGAAAACUAGAAACGCAUAUACAUGUAUCAUGUAUUCAUGGUGCAACAAUAUAUAAUGUCAUAAGAAAUGUAAAAUAAAGAUGGGACCAUGUAGUUAUUAAAUUAAAUAACAAUUAUAAUAAUAUUUAUGGAGUAAACUAUC
Molecule: messenger RNA, 495 nt
Organism: Lathyrus oleraceus (garden pea)
Lineage: Eukaryota; Viridiplantae; Streptophyta; Magnoliopsida; Fabales; Fabaceae
Exons: 2
Coding region: 16-363 (115 amino acids)
Source: RefSeq, a predicted model, not a curated record